This is a messenger RNA of Apodemus sylvaticus (European woodmouse), 3306 nucleotides long. RefSeq names its product torsin family 1 member B (gene Tor1b). Lineage: Eukaryota; Metazoa; Chordata; Mammalia; Rodentia; Muridae. Gene Ontology annotation, biological process: nuclear membrane organization; protein localization to nucleus. The transcript has 5 exons. Gene Ontology annotation, cellular component: nuclear envelope; endoplasmic reticulum lumen; endoplasmic reticulum. Gene Ontology annotation, molecular function: ATP binding; ATP hydrolysis activity; kinesin binding. Bases 92 to 1102 code for a protein of 336 amino acids. The record is from RefSeq and is a predicted model, not a curated record.
UGACAGCGCCGUACCGGAAGUAGGGUCCGCUGCUCGGCCGGGACUGACUCCUGCGCUCGGAGCGCGGUGGCGGUGGGCUUCGUUGCGUGCGAUGAGACGAAUCGCAGCGUUUGGGGUCUCCACGGCCCUGUGGGCGCUGCUGGCCGCCCACGUGGCGGUGGCGUUCGAGCCCGUGAGCGUGGGCAUCGCCAUCGGGGCUGUGUCGGCGCUCACCGGCUACCUGUCCUAUUCCGACUUGUACUGCCGCUUCGCCGAGUGCUGCCAGGAGGAACGGCCCCUCAACACGUCGGCCCUGAAGCUGGACUUGGAGGAGAAGCUGUUUGGACAGCACCUCGCCACCGAAGUGAUUCUCAAGGCAUUGACUGGCUUCAGGAACAACAAAAAUCCCAAGAAACCGCUGACUCUGUCCUUGCACGGCUGGGCUGGCACGGGCAAGAAUUUUGUCAGCCAGAUUGUGGCUGAAAACCUUUAUCCAAAAGGCCUGAAGAGUAACUUUGUCCACCUGUUCGUCUCCACUCUUCACUUCCCACAUGAGCAGAAGAUAAAACUGUACCAGGACCAGCUCCAGAACUGGAUUCAAGGCAAUGUGAGCGCCUGUGGCAGCUCCGUCUUCAUCUUUGACGAGAUGGAUAAAUUGCACCCCGGGAUCAUCGACGCCAUCAAGCCCUUCCUGGACUACUAUGAGCAGGUGGAUGGGAUUUCCUACCGCAGAGCCAUCUUCCUCUUCCUCAGCAAUGCAGGAGGGGACCUGAUAACUAAGACGGCCCUGGACUUCUGGCGGGCAGGAAGAAAAAGGGAGGAGAUCCAGCUGAAGGACCUGGAGCCCGUGCUGUCUGUGGGUGUCUUCAACAACAAGCACAGUGGCCUGUGGCACAGUGGGCUGAUAGACAAAAACCUCAUCGACUACUUUAUCCCCUUCCUGCCCUUGGAGUACAAGCACGUGAAAAUGUGUGUGCGGGCAGAGAUGAAGGCCCGAGGAGCUGCUAUUGACGAGGACAUCGUCACCAGUGUGGCAGACGAAAUGACCUUUUUUCCCAAGGAUGAGAAGAUCUACUCGGACAAGGGCUGCAAGACCGUGCAGUCCCGGCUGGAUUUCCACUGAGCUCUUCACCCAAUGGGCUGGGAAGAUUGAGGGGAGCCUCCCACCCCCCACCAGAGCCUUGCCAUGGAGAAGCACUUUGAAGCCCCUCCCCUUGGGGCUCUGCACAUUUGCACCUGUGGACUUGGGGUGCUGUCAGCGCAGCAUCUGAAGAUGAACUUUUAGAACAACUGUUACUGUGAAUCCAGUGCCUAAAAAAAAAAAGUCUGAACUCAGGCCAAAGGCCCUGUGUGGCCAGCAGCACCCACGCCUCGGGUGCCACGGAUGGGCCUGCGGCAUCCUGCGGGAACAGGGCUUCUUGCCAGCAGCACCCACCGUGCUGUUUUUUUCUUUUGUGCCUUGAGCUGGUACUCACAAUUUUCAGAAGCAGGAGGCACUGACAGAUGCUCGCUGUUGGAGGGGAGCAUGAGGGCGGGGUGCUCCCUCUGAGGCUCCUGGAGCACACUGGGACACACAGAGCCUUGGAGUUCAUACCUUACCGUUUGCUGCUGCUCCCAGCCCUGACUGUGGGGUUCUCUCUCCAGUCUCCCACUGUGCGUGGGUCACACAGCCCACCUUGUACCCUGCCUAUCAACUGUUAGAUUCACCCCAGCCUCAUCCCUGCCUGCAUCAGGGUGAACUGUCGUUUUUUUUUUUUUUUUUUUUUUAAGGGAGCUCUUCGGUCCCUGUUUGCCUGUUACACUUGCUCUGAAGGUCAAGCUCUGAUUUGCAGAACAUGCAUAGGAAGAAGCUCUAGGCUGGGGCUGACCUGGCCAAACCCCGUGGGAAGGAGUAUGUCCGCUGUACAGCACAGAUGCCUUUUUUUUUUAAAGGACAUGCACAUAUUUAAGAUUUAUGUUUUUACUUCUAAAGCUUAGGUAGUAAGUGUAAGAUGCCAUGCAUUUUAAAACCUAGGAAGUGCCACAAGUGCUGGGGUGUGCCUUUAAUCCCAACACUUGGCAGGCAGAGGAAGGUGGAUCUCUGGGAGUUCAAGCCCAGCCUGGUCUACAGGGUGAGUUUCAGGACAGCCUGGGCUACAGGGUGAGUUCCAGGACAGCCUGGGCUACAGGGUGAGUUCCAGGACAGCCUGGGCUACACAGAGAAGCCCUUUCUCAAAAAAAAAAAAAAUCUAGGAAGGACAUAAAAUAGAAUCAUGCUUCUUCUCAGGUUUUUGUUGUUGGUAUGGGGGCACAAUACCCAUGAUCCCAGCAGGAGAUGAGGAGGCUUCGGCUAUCUUUUUGAGUUUGAGAACAGCCUGAGCUACAUGAAACUCCCAAAAGCAGAAAAAGGGUUUUAUGGUUAAAUGCGUAGAGAGUAGAACGAUACCGGCACAACUUUAGAUUGCACAGAGUCCUCAGUGUGAGGGUUCUGGGUGUAACCUCAGGGCACCUUGAGCAGCUUCUGGGCUGCUCUGAUUGUUGAGAGCUGAGCCUGUGCCUCCAAGCUUGUGAACCACUCUGACCUGUCCUGCAGUUGCUAUGCAGCUGCAGACGUGGAAACACUGCCAUGUUUUUAAACAAUGUGGUAAAGUGACUGUUUUUAUAACACGGCAACGCCUUCUAUAGAGAAUCACAGCUAGUCUUUUAGAAAUGCCCUGGUGAGCUGGGUGUGGCGGUGCUCACCUUUAGUCCCCGUACCUGUGAGGCCAGCCCAGGCCACACAAGUGAGUAUCAGGCCAGGGGUGUGCAUGCUGUAAUCCUAUCACUUAGGAAGAGGAGCUUCAGGUUGCCUGAGCUCCAUAGAGUCCCCGCCUUUUUUCUUUUUUUCUGAUUUUUUGAGACAGGGUUUCUCUGUGUAGCCCUGGCUGUCCUGGAACUCACUGUAGACCAGACUGGCCUCAAAUUCAGAAAUCUGCCUCUGCCUCCCAAGUGCUGGGAUUAAAGGCGUGCGCCACCACUGCCGGCUAGAGCUCCUGCCUUAAAGCAGGAAGCAAGCAAAAAAAACCAAAAAACAACAACAAAAAAAUAACGUGCCAAGGUAAAGCCAUAGUCUUGACCUGGAGCCAAGUUACUGUUUAUAAGCUGUCAGGCUCCCGGCCAAGAAACAAGCCUUUCCGUUUACAAUGAUGUAAUGCGUGGACACGUGUUGGCCACCUUUGGACUGCUGUUACUGAUCUCCAACUUCAGAAGGCCUGCUGUGGCCUGCUGUGGCCUGCCCCAGCCUCCCAAGCCUGCCUGUGAGAAGGCAACACAGCUGGAUGGAAACAAUAAAGCAGUGGUGCAUUGUGA